Arachis ipaensis is the source of this 354-nucleotide messenger RNA. RefSeq lists its product as uncharacterized. The record is from RefSeq and is a predicted model, not a curated record. NCBI's taxonomy places the organism in Eukaryota, Viridiplantae, Streptophyta, Magnoliopsida, Fabales, Fabaceae.
AUGGAAAUGGUUCAAGAAUUGCCUAGGAGCCUUGAGGCUGAUAAGCCUAGAUAUCGAAACAGAAAGGGUGACAUAACAACCAAUGUGCUUGGAGUGGUUGCUCCCGAUAUGCAAUUUAUCUAUGUAUUGGCGGGUUGGGUGGGUUCAACGGCGGAUUCUAGGACUCAAGGAAGAGUUAUAACUGCAUGUUGCCUUUUGCAUAAUCACAUUAGAAGAGUGAUGGUUGUGGAUCCUAUUGAUGAGAUAGUAGAUCAAAAUAUGCUUGGAGUAGAUGGUGGGAUGAUCCACCAUAUUGAAACGGGCGAUGCUUGGGGUAGAUGGAGGGAUCAAUUUGCACAAGAAAUAUGGAACUAA